Rotaria socialis is the source of this 984-nucleotide messenger RNA. The record is from the annotation of a GenBank genome assembly. Lineage: Eukaryota; Metazoa; Rotifera; Eurotatoria; Philodinida; Philodinidae.
AUGCAAGAAGCACUUGACCGUUUCGAUCAAGCGAACAGUACUGCGUUGAUAAGUAAAAUCAAUAUCCUGAAUAAUCUUGCCCAUGCAACAGCUCAGCAAGGCAACAUUGAACAUGCACUUGCCGUCACUGAAGAAAUUCUCUCUAUUGGUAAUCAACAAUAUGUACGAUUGAUCCAAGUAUAUUUGCUUGUUUUUUCUGUUUUAGAUCCGGAGAAUGUCGAAGCAAAGAAAAAUAAAAUUCAUUACGAAUCUCUUAUAAAAAAGCGCACCUUAGUGGUGGAAGAACAGCAAAAUGAUUCUACUGUGAAUUCCCUCAAAGAACAUGAAAUACAAUAUGUUUCGAUGAAUAACAAGAAUUUUCAAGUGAAAAAUCAACGACCAGGCACCUAUUUAGAAUUGAAAUCCCGCCAACCGUUCGAACAACUCUGUCGGCAACAGCAUGCUCAGCUUAGUCCCAAACGCCAGGCGACAUUAUUUUGUCGAUAUCGUCACAACAAGCAUCCGUAUCUUAUUUUCCGACCUGUAAAAGAAGAACAAGUGCUUGAUGAACCAGGGAUCUUUCUUUUUCAUGAUGUUGUAAGCGAUUCCGAUAUUGAAAAAAUCAAAGCUCUAGCCGUACCUCGGUUACAACGGGCUCUCAUACGGAACGCUGCAACCAAUACAAUGACACCGGCUGACUACAGAAUUAGUAAGAGCACUUGGCUACGGGAUGAAGAUUCACCAGUAAUAGCUCGUCUGUCUCAACUGAUUAGUGCACUGACAAAUUUGACCAUGGAAACGGCUGAAGAAAUUCAUGUUGUGAACUAUGGUGUCGGUGGGUACUACAGUCCUCAUCUAGAUUUUUAUCAUAAAUGGGAAAAUCCUGCUUAUUUUCGCAAGGCUGCUUGUCCUGUCUUGAUUGGUAAUAAAUGGGUAGCAACGAAGUGGAUUCAUGAAUAUGGCCAAGAAUUUCGACGUCGAUGUUCACUUGAUCCAAUGGUGUAA